AGAAAAGCCGAAAUGGAAAGGCAAACAUAAACCAAUUUUAUGCGUUUUUAAAAUGCGUCAAUUGACUGAAACAACAAGAGCGCGCUGCUAAAUUCAAGAGGACCGCAUGUGAGCACGUUUGCCACACCAGCCAGCACAAAAGGGAGUCACACAAAUCAAAUACAGCCCAUCCGUAUAAGCAUAUCGGAAAAGGAACCGCAGGACGACGUCGUCGACGUUGCUGUGCUGAUAAGAAGUGUAGGGGCCAAGGCGAAACGCUUGAUGAGAAAUCACAAUUGGCGCCAACGAAGCCGCACAUUCAAGCAACAACAAAUGGAACAUGUUGAUGCCGCUGAUGGAUUACAACAAACACAUUGCCAAAAUGCCAAAUUGCAAAAUGAGGUCGCUUAGAGCGUGGAUGAUGCAGCCACUACUGCUAUUGCUGCUGCUCGGCCACAGCGACGUGACACGGGCGCUCGAGAAUGGAGCAGGCGCUGGCGGCGGUGGCAACAAUGUUGGUUCAGGCUCUGGUGGUGGUGCGGGCGGCAGUGGUGGUGGCGGUGGCGCCACAUCAUUGAGCGGACCGCCGGGAGCACUGAAUGCCAAUCUAACGGAUCUGGGCAGUCCCGGUGUGUAUAAUUCGACAAAUGGUUUAAUGCUAAUUACAUGUAGACCUGUUUAACUAUGAACUCCUCUCUCCUCUAUCCAACCAAAUUUGAGGCGACGCCGCCAUUUUGCCAAUUUUCAUGUUGUGUAUGUGUGUGUGUGUGUGUGUAUUUUCUUGUGCACAUUUCCGG
Messenger RNA from Drosophila grimshawi, 776 nucleotides. RefSeq lists its product as uncharacterized. The transcript is spliced from 2 exons. The coding region runs from base 320 to 661 and encodes 113 amino acids. Lineage: Eukaryota; Metazoa; Arthropoda; Insecta; Diptera; Drosophilidae. The record is from RefSeq and is a predicted model, not a curated record.